Scheffersomyces coipomensis is the source of this 1336-nucleotide messenger RNA. RefSeq names its product Gtt13p (gene GTT13). Bases 207 to 998 code for a protein of 263 amino acids. The transcript has 2 exons. The record is from RefSeq and is a predicted model, not a curated record. NCBI's taxonomy places the organism in Eukaryota, Fungi, Ascomycota, Pichiomycetes, Serinales, Debaryomycetaceae.
CGCUUUUAGUAAUUUUAUAACUUUAGUAUGUCUACUUAAGUCAAAUUGUCAUGAAUUAAAUUGAUAAGGGGGUAGCAGAUGGAAACAUAUAAAUGGAUAAUGGAAUCUGGAUCUUGAACAAAGGAAGUGAACGAGUGUGUUUCAACUAAAGAAAGCAAAAUUCUCGUUAAGAAAAGGCCAUUAUAUAAUAUCCAGACAAUACAACAAUGUCACCAGCCGUUAACGAAGACAAGUUCAUAUUACAUUGGCUUGAUGAGUCCAGAUCUCAUAGAAUAUUAUGGUUAUUUGAUCUUUUGGAAUUAGACUAUGAAGUUAAAGUAUACCUUAGACAUCCUGGAACUUGGAGAGGACCCAAAGAGUUAUUCAAUGCCCAUCCAACAGGAAAAGCUCCUGUGGUUGAUAUUAUUUUUGCUGAUGGUAGAGAACCAUUAACAUUGGCUGAAACUGGGUUUAUAAUUCAAUACAUUUUAAAGAAUUAUGAUCAUAAGAAAUUAUUAACUCCAAAGGAUGAUAGAGAUCAAUUGAAAGUGGAUUAUUUCUUGCAUUUUGCUGAAGGUUCAUUGCAAGGACUUUGGAUAACUCUACUUAUAAAUUCUAUUGCUAAAGAAAUAGCACCAUUUGGAUUAAAGAAAGUUACCAAUUUAGUUUCAAAAGGAUUAAAUAAUGGUUAUUAUAUUCAUGAAUGGUAUUUAUUUAUGGAAUUUUUAGAUAGAGAACUAGAAAAGGAAGGAACUGGAUUCUUUGUGGGUGAUAAAUUAAGUGGAGCUGAUGUUAUAAUGACAUUUCCAAUUUAUGAAAAUAUAUUUGAUAAUUUAGAAGGUGUGAAAGAAAUUACUAGAGAUAAAAGAGACUUGGUUAAAGCUUACCCUCAUUUAGCAGCUUGGAGUAAAAUGAUUGGUCAUAACGCUUCGUAUCAGAAAGUGACUCGAUAUAUGGAAGAUAAAGUUGAAGAAUUGAUUGAAUCAAACCCUCAAUUCACUUAUCAAGACAGACAUUAGAUAUGUUCUUGCUGUAAUUUUUAAAUUUUCAAAUUGUGUAUUUUAUGUAUAGGUUUAUACGUGUGAUGAAUGAAUGUAUACUAUUUUUCGUUGCAUUUCAACUUUAUAUAGAGAUAUCAAAAGGGAAGUUUUAGCCCGUCCUAUUCAAUUCACUUAAUAUAUAUUAGCUGUAUUUCUCAAAACACUUGUAACAACAACUUGCUGAGAAAUAUAUCAGAAUGAUAUUGUGAUUCGGAUGUAAACAUCUAAGCCAUUAAACCCAUUAAGACUCAGUCAAACUUUAUUAAAUUAGAAUUCACCAAAAGCUCAUACCCAUUAUUACUGUUGUGGUGGAUUAA